GUGUGUGUGUGUGUGUGACUGUGAAAUCACAUCCUUCAAUCAGAUUCACCAUUGUUUUGUUUCAAUCAAGAUUCGAUGUUAAAACUGAGUUUGCUCGGUUAGAUUUCUGAAACAUGGGCCAGAACUCGCCCAGUACAAACGACGGCGACAACUCCAAUGCCAACUCCGCCGGCACCGGCUUAUAUCCGAUCCGGGACCGGUUCCGGUUCAAGAGAAACCCUAAACCUACCUCUGUACAUGUAUCCAAAUCAUCUUCUGCAGCCAGCUUAUCGGAUCGGCGCCGAUCUCACAUCCACGGAAGCCGAUCCGUUCUCUCUCGGAAGCUGUUUUCAGUGAGAGGGACGUCGUUGUUUUACUUGUGUAUAUUGAUUGCCGUGUUUGCGUUUGCGCUAGCGUCGAUGGUGUUGCAGAGCUCGAUUGCUUCAAUGGUUUUCCGGCAGGGUAGCGGUGAGAGGAUUGGGAGGACUGUGCGUGAGGGCUUGAAGUUUGGGAGUUCGUUGAAGUUCGUUUCGUCGAGGACUGGCAGGGGUUUAAUUGAACGUGCAAGGAACCAGCCUCGAAUUGGAGUUCGAUCACCCAGGCUUGCAAUUAUCUUAGGAAACAUGAAGAGCGAUCCAGCGUCGUUGAUGCUCCUUACUGUGAUGAAAAAUUUACGUGGGUUGGGUUAUAUGCUUCAGAUAUAUGCGACAGAGGAUGGCAAAACAAAAUCACUUUGGGAGAAAAUUGUUGGCCAAGUCUCAAUUUUAAGUCCUGAAAAAUAUGGUCAUAUUGAUUGGUCAAUAUUUGAUGGCAUUGUUGUAGAUUCUCUAGAAGCAAAUGAUGCUGUUUCAAGCCUUAUGCAGGAGCCCUUUUGCUCUGUGCAACUUAUCUGGAUAGUUCAAGAAGAUACACUUGCAAAUCGCCUUCCUCUAUAUGAAGAAAUGGGAUGGGAACAUCUAAUUGCAUAUUGGAAGAAUGCUUUUAGAAGGGCUGAUGUGGUCGUGUUUCCGGAUUUUUCUUUCCCGAUGCUAUAUAGUGUGCUUGACACUGGAAACUUCUUUGUGAUUCCUGGAUCACCAAUAGAUGUGUGGGCAGCCGAAAGAUACCUAAAAGCCCACUCCAAAUCUCAAAUGAGGAUAAAAAAUGGUUUUGGCGAAGAUGAUAUGCUGAUUUUGGUUGUUGGAAGUUCUUUCUUCUACAAUGAACUGUCAUGGGAUUAUGCAGUGGCAAUGCAUAACUUAGGACCUCUGCUGAUCCAUUAUGCAAGGGAAGGAGACAUUGGGCCAUCAUUCAAAUUUGUAUUUGUAUGUGGGAACUCCAGUAGUGCGUAUAAUGAUGCGUUACAGGAUAUUGCUGGUCAUCUGGGUCUUCGUCGUGAUUCUGUUGGACACUAUGGUUUGGAUGGUGAUGUGGAUGAGAUGUUAUUGAUAGCUGAUAUUGUUCUUUAUGGUUCCUCUCAAGAUGAGCAAGGCUUUCCUUCAUUACUUACCAGAGCCAUGACAUUUGGCGUCCCUGUGAUUGCCCCUGAUUAUCCCAUCAUAAGAAAACAUGUUGUUGAUGGAGAACAUGGAAUUAUUUUUUCAAAAGAUAAGCCGGAUGAGUUGAUGAAAGCAUUCUUGCUUCUGGUAUCAAAAGGAAGACUAUCAGAUUUUGCCCAUACUAUUGCUUCCUCGGGGAGGAUGCUUGCUAAGAACAUGCAGGCAUCAGAAUGCAUUGCUGGUUAUGUGAAACUUCUCGACAAUGUCCUUACACUUCCAUCAGAUUCAAUGUUGCCAGGACCCGUUUCUCAACUAAAACAGGGAGAAUGGGAAUGGGAAUUGUUCUCGGAGGAAACAGACCACUGGUCCAGUGCCAUGACAAAUUUGGAUACGAAGGAAGCUACAAAAAAUCCUAGUGUCGUUUAUGAUAUUGAGGAACAUAUGAUGUUGCUACCAAAUUCAAGAACAACCUCUCAGAAUGAAUCUGAGAUCAUGGCAGAUGAUAUUCCAACUGAACUUGACUGGGAUGUUUUAAGUGAAAUAGAUAGUUCAGAAGAAGUUGAGAGAGUAGAAUUGGAAGAGAUCGAGGGGAGAACAGAUAAAAGUUAUGGUGUAUGGGAGGAAUUAUAUCGUGAUGCUAAAAAAGUCGAAAAGCUAAAAUUUGAAGCAAAUGAAAGGGAUGAAGGAGAGCUAGAGAGGACAGGCCAGCCUCUAUGCAUAUACGAGAUAUACAAUGGAGCCGGCGCUUGGCCCUUUCUGCACCAUGGUUCUUUGUAUCGUGGGUUAAGUCUAUCCACAAAAUCUCGAAGAUUGAGAUCAGAUGAUGUGGAUGCAGUUGGGAGGCUUUCCAUUUUGAAUGAGACUUACUACCGAGAUAUCCUUCUUGAGAUGGGGGGCAUGUUUUCUAUUGCAAAUAGGGUGGAUAAUGUUCACAAGCGACCUUGGAUUGGAUUUCAAUCGUGGCGCGCUGCUGCGAGGAAGGUAUCUUUAUCCUCCAAAGCUGAAAGGGUUCUAGAAGGAACAGUGCACCAGAAACAUAGAGGAGACGUAAUAUAUUUUUGGGCACGCGCAGACAUGGGUGGCAAACUUACAGGAAGCAACCAUGUUCUAACGUUUUGGUCUCUGUGUGAUGUCUUAAAUGCGGGAAAUUGCAGAACGGCCUUUCAGGAUGCUUUCCGUCGGAUGUAUUCGUUGCCAUCAUACGUGGAAGCCCUUCCACCGAUGCCUGAAGAUGGCGGGCACUGGUCUUCCCUGCACAGCUGGGUGAUGGCAACUCCUUCUUUCCUAGAAUUCAUGAUGUUUUCCAGGAUGUUUGCUGAUUCUCUCGACAGUUUGCACAUGAAUGCAAAUACAGCCACCGAAUGCUUGUUAGGAUCUUCCGUGAGUGAGAAGCAACAUUGCUAUUGUCGGAUAUUAGAACUGUUGGUGAACGUAUGGGCUUACCAUAGUGCUCGGACCAUGGUUUACAUCAAUCCAAGUUCAGGAUCACUGGAAGAACAACACCCUGUAGAAGAACGUAAAAGAUUCAUGUGGGCCAAGUAUUUCAAUGCGACUUUAUUGAAGAGCAUGGACGAAGAUUUAGCCGAGGCUGCAGAUGAUGGUGACCAUCCAUAUGAAACGUGGUUAUGGCCAAGAACCGGAGAAGUACAUUGGCAAGGUAUAUAUGAAAGAGAAAGGGAAGAAAGAUAUAGGAUAAAAAUGGACAAGAAGAGAAAACAAAAGGAGAAAAUACUGGAAAGGUUAAAGUUUGGAUACAAACAGAAGACACUUGCAGGAUAGUUUAAAAUUUUCGGUCGAAAUUCUAACUAUGAAACGAUUAACUCGAGUUGCUGGGUGUCCGUCCUGGUGAAUCGGAAUCAGUUUUGCGGAGAAUGGGGAUCGGCUUCUCGGCGAACGAUGGAGGGAUGGCCGACCGUUAUUCGAAUCGUCUGUGUCGUGGUUUUUACGGUAUAUACGGUACAAAGAGAAGGAAGAAAUAGAGAGUUACAAGUAUGGAGAUUAUGGGUGAGUAACAGACAGACAAACAGACAUUCUUUUUGUGGAAAUUAUUUUGGUUAUUUAGGUUAAAAGUUUUAAGUGUAUUCUUUUUCUUUUCCUCGAUGUAUAUACGCGCAACUGCAAUUUUUGGACC
Messenger RNA from Cynara cardunculus var. scolymus (artichoke), 3588 nucleotides. RefSeq lists its product as uncharacterized. The record is from RefSeq and is a predicted model, not a curated record. The transcript has 14 exons. NCBI's taxonomy places the organism in Eukaryota, Viridiplantae, Streptophyta, Magnoliopsida, Asterales, Asteraceae. The coding region runs from base 114 to 3236 and encodes 1040 amino acids. Gene Ontology annotation, molecular function: glycosyltransferase activity.